AUGUCUCGUGACUCGAAUCCCUGCUCACUGACUGUUCUGUUACUACUUGUGAUUUUGGUUAUUUCGAUGUCGAACUAUUUCACUUUCAGCAAGAUUGAAUACCACGUCAUCUCAUCAACCGAUACAGAUUCCUCCAACAUUAUCAAUCUCUACCAAUCAGAAUCCAUCAAAGAACUUCGAAAAAAAGCACUUUUAACAGCUGAAAAUGACAGGAAAAUGCUAUUCAAUGCAUCGAUAAAAGCUACUAGCCAAGAUUUCUACAAAUCAGUCAAAGUAGAGGCAUAUUGUGCACAGAAAGAGCGUAUUGGAGAAAAGGGGGACGGAGGGAAAUAUGUUUGUAAUCCGAAGAAAGUGAAGAAGGAUUGCACAUUGCUCUCUUUGGGUCUCAACAACCAAAUCGGGUAUGACCAGCAUAUUUACGAAGCAACGGGUCGACAGUGCAAAAUUCUCGGAGCAGAUCUUGACCCACAAAACCAACAGACCAAGGACUCCUAUGCAAAAAUGAAUGGGGAACUGUUUGCUGGCCGGAUUCCAAACGAGAUAGCCAUCCCUCAAAUGCUAGAGAAAGCAGGAAGAAAAGAAGUGGAAUUGCUGAAAAUUGAUAUUGAAGGUGGAGAGGUUAUUGCUCUGGAACCUCUCAUCAAGGACUAUUUUGUGUGUCAGUUGUUGGCGAAGUGGAGUGACAGUGAGUGGGAACCGAGCCGAUUGUCGUUGAUGACGAAUAAUCUGGAAAAAAGUAAUAUUGAAAUGUUAGCAUUACAAAGAAUAAACUCACGGAUGGGGCUGUUAUUCCCAUGGACGUCGACGGCUGAUUGGGAUCAGACGGGAAAAGAUUCGGAGCUGGAGAUUCUGGAGAUUCUCGUCCUGGUGGUGAUGGAAAUUCGUCAAAACUACCUUACUACUCCUACUGCAACCGAUACCUCCAAUGUCAUCGACCUCUACCAGUCGGAAACCGUCAAAGAAUUACGGAAGAAAGCACUCAUAUCGGCUGAAAAUGAUAGAAGAGUACUAUUCAAUGCAUCUUUGAAAACCAAUGGCCAGGAUUUCUACAGAAAAAUGAAAAUUGAAGCAUAUUGUGCUUAUAUGUAUACUGAAAUACAAUGCGUUUCUUAUUAUUUAAACUCAACAGAAAAGCUGACAGUGGUUGAGACAAAACGAGAAGAAGGGUUAAUCGUUGCUUUUAAGACAGGAAUUGUACUAGACCACUGCCCAGCAUACGAUGAUAUGGAUCUAGUGGUAACAAUUGGCGUGGAUCCCAUACCAUCAUACUUGUCACGGGCCCGCUAA
Molecule: messenger RNA, 1287 nt
Organism: Caenorhabditis remanei
Lineage: Eukaryota; Metazoa; Nematoda; Chromadorea; Rhabditida; Rhabditidae
Exons: 8
Coding region: 1-1287 (428 amino acids)
Source: RefSeq, a predicted model, not a curated record